GAAAAAAAAAAUUUGAUUUUAUUUUAUUUCCUCCUCUUCUACUUCAUAUUAAACAUGGAACACCAAACUGAAAAGGCUUUCCAAAAGCAACCCGGUAUCUUCCAAAACUCCAAGGACCUCAAGAAGCGUAACCGCCGCUGGUUCAAGGAAGUUGGUAACGGUUUCAAGACCCCCAAGGAAGCCAAGAAUGGUACCUACAUUGAUAAGAAGUGUCCCUUCGUUGGUGAAGUCAACAUCCAAGGUCGUAUCCUUACCGGUGUUGUCGCCUCCACCAAGAUGAAGCGUACUAUCAUUGUUCGUCGUGAUUACCUUCACUACGUUCCCAAGUACAACCGUUACGAAAAGCGCCACACCAACAUUCCCGCUCACAUCUCUCCCGCUUUCGAUAACCAAGCUGUCCAAGUUGGUGAUAUGGUCACCAUUGGUCAAUGCCGUCCUCUCUCCAAGACUGUUCGUUUCAACGUUUUGAAGAUCACCAAGGCCAAGGGUGCUUCCAAGGCUUUCAGCAAGUUCUAAAUUUAAAAAAAGUUUUUUGUGAAUAAAAAGAACUAGCUUUAUAUAUAAAAAAAGAUGUCUUUUGUUUACCGCCUUUUAAGGAGAUGUGAUUGUAAGGUUAGUUUCCUGCAAUGGACUUUUAUCAGAUGUGUCCUCUUUUUUUAAUAUUCAGACCCUUUUUAUUAUUUUCAAUCUACUUUUCUCUCUUUCUUAUAUAUUUGAC
This is a messenger RNA of Rhizopus microsporus ATCC 52813, 718 nucleotides long. RefSeq lists its product as uncharacterized. Lineage: Eukaryota; Fungi; Mucoromycota; Mucoromycetes; Mucorales; Rhizopodaceae. The record is from RefSeq and is a predicted model, not a curated record. The transcript has 3 exons. Gene Ontology annotation, biological process: translation. Bases 55 to 516 code for a protein of 153 amino acids. Gene Ontology annotation, cellular component: cytosolic small ribosomal subunit; ribosome. Gene Ontology annotation, molecular function: structural constituent of ribosome.